AUGUCUCGCUUCGGGCGCUCCGGCCCGCCGCCGAUCCGCGACACCUACUCCCUCCUCGUCCUCAACAUCACCUUCCGUACCACCGCCGAUGACCUUUUCCCGCUCUUCGACAAGUACGGCGAGGUCGUCGACAUCUACAUCCCUAGGGACCGCAGGACUGGCGACUCGCGAGGGUUUGCCUUCGUGAGGUACAAGUAUGAGGACGAGGCGCAGAAGGCAGUUGAUCGCCUGGAUGGGAGGUUGGUGGAUGGGAGGGAGAUGAUGGUGCAGUUUGCCAAGUACGGCCCAAAUGCUGAGCGGAUUCAGAAAGGGAGAAUCAUGGAAACUGUCCCGAAGCCAAGGGGUCGUUCCAGAAGCCGCAGUCCAAGACGGGGGUACCGGGAUGAUCAUCGGGGCAGAGAUUCUAGAAGGCGAAGUCGGAGUCGGAGUGGAGAUAGAUAUGGACGUGACAGGUACAGAGAGAGGGAUCAUCAUCGUCGUAGCAGGAGUCGUAGCGCUAGUCCUGAUGAUUACAAGAGGCGUGGCAGAGACAGAAGUCCUAGUCGUAGCAGGAGCCGCAGCUACAGUCCUGAUGAUGACAGGAAGGGUGGCAGAGACAGUUUGUCGCCUGCACGCAGAAGCACUAGUCGCUCCCCUCUCAAGACACCACCUCCUCGCAAGACACCACCUCCUCGCGAGGGGUCUCCUGCUAGGCGCAAUGAUGACCGGUCUCCUGUUGGGCGCAAUGAUGACCGGUCUCCAGGCUCUCGUAGCCCUUCAACAUGA
Molecule: messenger RNA, 765 nt
Organism: Triticum turgidum subsp. durum (durum wheat)
Lineage: Eukaryota; Viridiplantae; Streptophyta; Magnoliopsida; Poales; Poaceae
Source: the annotation of a GenBank genome assembly